CCCCCGUGGCUCGCCCGGGUCCUCGCCGUGGAAAGGUGACCGUGGCUGCCGCCGGGCCUGAGCAGGCGUCGGGCCAGGGUUUGCCACGUUAGUAGGUGGGCGAUGAGGGAACUGCGGGGUGUUUGUGCUCGGCCAAGCCUCGUGCGGCCCCGCCGGCGGCGCUGGAGCGGAGGACGGCCAGGCUCAGGGCGCACAGGCGCGCGCGGGGCAGGCGCGGAGGCGGAAGUGAGGGCACGGCCCGGCGAGCCGUCUAGGAAGCUACCGCCGGUAACUCAGCGGGAGCAUUCGGAGCCCUGCCGUACCGUCGCGAUUCAACUUCGGAUGCCGGCGCCAUGCCUCUGUUCAGUGCCAACCCGUUCGAGCAAGACGUGGAAAAAGCCACAAACGAGUACAACACCACAGAAGACUGGAGUCUGAUUAUGGACAUCUGUGAUAGGGUUGGAAGCACUCCCAAUGGAGCAAAAGAUUGCCUGAAAGCCAUAAUGAAGCGGGUGAACCAUAAAGUCCCUCAUGUCGCUCUGCAGGCGUUGACUCUUCUUGGGGCUUGUGUGGCAAACUGUGGAAAGAUAUUUCAUUUAGAAGUAUGUUCCCGUGAUUUUGCAACGGAAGCUCGUGCUGUGAUAAAAAAUAAGGCUCAUCCUAAAGUCUGUGAGAAACUGAAAUCUCUAAUGGUGGAAUGGUCAGAAGAAUUUCAGAAGGACCCCCAGUGUAGUCUGAUAGCUGCAACUAUUAAAUCUAUGAAAGAAGAAGGAGUGACUUUUCCUGCAGCAGGGUCCCAGACUGUCGCGGCUGCUGCCAAAAACGGUGCAUCAUUGAACAAAAACAAAGAAGAUGAGGACAUAGCUAAAGCUAUUGAACUGUCAUUGCAAGAGCAGAAGCAGCAGCAUGCAGAGACAAAGUCUUUGUAUCCACCUGUAGACAUUCAGUUAAAUAAUAAGACUGCGCAGAGAGUCAGAGCUUUAUACGACUUUGAAGCUGUUGAGGACAAUGAGCUCACCUUUAAACAUGGUGAAAUUAUCACCAUUUUGGAUGACAGUGAUGCCAAUUGGUGGAAAGGAGAGAGCCACAGAGGAAUAGGACUCUUCCCCUCUAACUUUGUCACGACUAACUUAAACACAGAGCCUGAGCCAGCAACGGUGGACAAAUUGAAUGUACUUGAUGAUGAAGUGGAGGAAAUUAAGAAAUCAGAGCCUGAGCCUGUUUAUAUAGAUGAGGAUAAAAUGGAUAGAGCCCUGCAGGUUCUCCAGAGCAUAGAUCCGAAGGAUUCAAAACCCGACUCCCAAGAGCUCUUGGACUUAGAAGAUAUUUGCCAACAGAUGGGUCCAAUGAUAGACGAAAAACUUGAAGAGAUUGAUAGGCGGCAUUCCGAGCUGUCUGAGUUGAACGUGAAGGUCUUGGAAGCGCUGGACCUGUACAACAAGCUGGUUAAUGACACGCCUCUCUACCCGGUCUACUCCAAGCUUCACCCAGCGCACUACCCAUCCACAGCAGCUGGGCUUCCAGUGCAGACAUAUCCAGUUCAGACGCAUGGUGGGAACUACCUGGGUCAUAAUAUUCACCAAGUGUCUGUUGCCCAGAGCUAUGGCCUAGCACCUGAUCCUGUGGGCUCACUGAGAUCUCUGCCUCCAAAUAUGAGCUCCGUAGUAACAACACAUACUGUCCAAACUCCAUAUUUAAGCCCUGCACAGGACACUGUUUCCAGCCCUUCUUACGGGAACCAGAGCUCUCAUCUUCAGUCAGCGGCAGGUCUAACGGCUUACACACAGCCCGUGAGGAUGUCAGCAGAUGUGUCCUCUUACCAGAACACAGCAUCCGGGCUGCCACAGCUGGCUGGCUUCCCAGUGGCAGUCCCUGCACCUCCAGCCGCACAGCCGUCCCCCAGCUACCACCAGCAGCCUCUCCUUUAGAGACACACCAGGGCUGUUGGAGUCCCUGGAUGUGUGUCACUCAACCCAGAGGGUUCUGAUGGGAAAUACUAAGACUUUCCCCUCUCAAUCAGAAAGAACCAUGCAUAAUAAAGCACAAAACCCACCUUACCCUGAAGGCCAUAAAAGGGUUGCUUUUUUUUUAUUUUUCAAGUCCAGUUCGCUUGAAGCUCAUCUUUUGAUCAGAGGCAGCUUACUGAUGUUUCGGGUUAGUUUUGCUGUACGUUUUGGGGCCUCAGUGAAUAAGUAGCCUUAUAACACUACAGUGGUGUAAAAUAGGAGUUGAGACUUUUUCUUUAAGGAAACGACUGUUUCCUUUCAGAUGUGAUUUGAGGAGCACUGAAGACCUUUAAGUGUUUUUGUCUGCGUUUUUUUCCGAAUUUCCCCCACCCUAUUACUUUUAGUGUAAGCCUUUAGCUCGCCAGUGUAUUUCCUGUGGGCUCCUUAAAUUACAGUUGUGUUUGCAGCGCUGUCGGUUCUGCUCUCAGUGUUCUGCUGAGUAAUAAUUAGCAUCUAAUUGUCUACAGAAGCAGGAGCAAUUUGGAAGGAACAAAAGUGUUCUCUGUAACCAGCAGUGAAAGCCAAUCAGUGCAAAUGUGGCUAAGCAGCUAGCCAAUCCUGUAACAGCAGAGGGCCUAGGAACGCUCCGUACAACAUUAGCCUUCCCUGAGGAAUCCCUGUCUUUAGGAUUGCCACUGUUGGCCUUUUCAAGUGACUUUGGCCUUGUCUCAUGAAGGUGCUGUCAUUUGGCUUUCCUUCCUGCCAGGAGAGUAUACUUCUUAGGGAGACUUUCUUCCUAGUCUGCCGUGGUAGAAACCAUCCUGGGUGUGAAGUGCGAGGUGGGUGUGUUACCUUCUUACAGAAGUGACUGACAUUGCAGUGGUAAGCUGCUGAGGAAUUGUGUGUUCCCUCAGAAAGAAAGCUGAGCCUGUGCAGAAACUGCAGGCAGUGAUUUGGUAGAAAGGGUGUGACUGACAGGAGAGGACAGGCUGUCUUUCUGAAGUCACAUUUUAAAUUAGUGCAUAAAUUAGUUCAUUAGAUCCUACGUACUGUGGGAGCUGGUGAUAACUAAAGGGGUGUUCUCUUAAAACUUUGCACACUACUCUAUUGUACCAACUUUUUACAUAGCAACAAACUAGAAAACACAGAUGCACGGGCUUCAGAUACAUUAUACUUAGACUACGAACGUGUUCCAAGCUUAAUUUUUUAAAAUAAAAAUUUUUGCAUGAAUGCAUUUCUGUAUAUUUUUAAGCACUUAAUCUUUCUAUUAAAAAUCCUUUGGAAGACAAUUUGUAAAUUUUAUCAUUACUCUGUUUAUAGAUAUUUGAUUACAGAUAUGUUCUUUUUUCAAAGAAACUUUAUUCUAGAACAUGCUACUGCAUAAAACGGCCCACACUGAAGAGAACAGUCGGUACCUGCAAGCCUGUGUUCUGUGAGUGUCUGAUGUUAGCACCAGAGACUGGAAAGAUUUUCAGCCUUAAGCCAAACCCCAUGUUCUGUUUUACAUGUCGCAUUUCCUUUCAGGUGAACUCACUUAUGUACUUACAAGAAUGUACUGUAACAUGGCACCUUACUUUUUUGGAAACAAAUCUUGUGUUCUUUAACAAUUAAGGGAAUAAAUUUUAAAGUAUCCAGUGCUGCUCCGGAAAAUGUUUGCAUAAAUGACAUACCUUACCUUUCUCUUCCGAGCUGUUUUUAUAAGCUCAUCCCAAUGUUUGUGCAUUCCAUGUUUAAUUCUUGUCUAAAUUAUGAAAGCUUUAUUCAGUAGAAGCCUUUAAGUCAUUGUGAAUACUGCAUACCCACUAAAUGGGGACCAGACAGUAAAGCGCAGCUGUUCUGGAAUAAUAAGACAUGAUCUGUAUAUAAAGAGUAUAUAUUGGUGUAUGUGAAGUUUAAUAUAUGCAGAAGUUUCUUCCUCCUCAAAAUGAUUUUAUUUUAUCCACUCAUAAAUUUGUGUUGCGGAGUUAUUGAAAGCAUAAAAUGAUAUUAAAUCUGUAUUGAUCUGGUUUCAGUAUUAAUACAAAAUGUAAAGAUAUAUUUUUUCUUCCCAUGAUCCUAUGAACUGUACUUAAUUUAAGAUGUUUGUAGUUACUUAUUUUCUGCCAAAGGAAUAGUCUACCUUCAUAUUUCUACAUUGGGUUUAUAUUUAAUGUUUUCUAACAAAAAUUUUCAUUUUUCAUAUAAAUCUUGAUAUAUUUGAAAAAUCCUUUAAAAAAAGAAUUUUAUGAUAUAAAACAUCCCCUAAAUAUUAAAGUGGGGUAUGUUUGAAAAAUGAACCGUCAGCCAGCAUUUUUUUUAUUUGAUAAUUUGUUUACAAAAUUAUCUAUACAUUAUCUUUUUAUUAGCAUUUAAAGAUGGAUUUCCAUUAUGCUCUUUUAAGUACUUGAUAUCUGACUAAUGAUUGUAGUAUAAAUUGAAGAUGAUAAUAAAGUUUCAUCCACAUUUUGAAAGCUAAUGGUAAACAUGACUGGGCUAGGGAUAUAACUCAAUGGUAGAGUUUGUUCUUCACAUAUGGAAGGCUUUAAUUUUUAUCCCAGUGUUGCAAAAAGGGUGAAGAGGGCCUUAGGGAUCCUUCUCUCUUUUAAAAAUUGUGUGUGUUGUAUGUAUAUAGGUGUUUUGUCUGCAUAUGUCUGUGUACCACAUUGCAUGCCUGGUUCCCCCAGAGGCCAGAAGAGGGCAUCAGAUCCCCUCACUGGAGUGAGAGAAGGUCGUGAGCCACCAUGAGUGUUGGAAGUUGAACUGGGUCCUCUAGAGCCGAGCCAUCUCUCCACCCCUGGAAUUGCUUUUAAAACUUUUUCUAGGGAAAACAACAUGCAAGACCCCUGAGUUCUAGGACAGGGUUUGUUGAAUUGUUAUAGUGUGGCCCCAGUGGUUUUUGAUUUUUUUUUGUUUUUGUUUCAUUUUGUGUUUUUGAGUCAGGGUUGCUCUGUAUAUCCCUGGCUGUCCUGAAGCUCACUUGAGCUCACAGAGAUACAUCUGUCUUUGCCUUCAAGUGCUGAGAUUAAAGGCAUGGUAACAAAGGUUACCAAUGUUGGUUUUAAUGCUAAUAGAUUAUAAAUAAUACAUCACUGACUUAAUGAUUCUACCAAAAGGUAGUUUUCUUUUUUAUUGACAUCAACUUUAGCUCAUAGAUAAAGGGAGCACUCAGUUUGAUUUUGUUGGCUUGUUUGACUUCAUAUUUUCUUUAUAAGUUUCUGUUCCCCACCCCCCACCCUGGGAAAUCUUACUAUAAAUUUGUGAAGCUAAGAUUGAAUUUGAGAGUUGUUUUUUUUUUUUAACUGACUCUAAAGGAAUGAUGUGGCUUACAUGCUAGAAUGAAAUGAAGUGUCCCUUUUACCUCAAACCCAUGGCUACUUAGAAUGUCAUAGGUGACCUUACUUGGAAAUAGUCUGAAGAUAAGGUUAGUUAAGGAUGUUGAGCAGAAACCAUUCCAACACUGGAUGGGUUGUAAGUCUAUGACUGUGUCUUGGAUGGAAAAAUGGAAAGGCAGGACUGUAGUGAACUGGACAGGAUCGCCAUUACAAGAUGGUGCCGACAUCCUGUCUUGUUGGAAAUAAACAACUCCAUAUUUGUCUAAGCGUUUGAGAGCUGCGUGUCCCCCGCUUCCCGCAUGCGCGGUGGAUAAGGGUCCCUGGGCCUGUCCCGAUGCAGUCUAGUGUCAGCUGUUGGUGGCAGCCAAUCACAGGGCGACCCGUGUGCCAUUUCCAGAUAUAAGCAGCUGCCUUAGGGCUCUCGGGCCCCCUUUGCUUCAUGCUCUCUCUCAACCAAGGGCACUCCAAUAAAGCGUGAUCUGAGAAGAAUCCUCGUGUGGUGGUUGUUCUUUCUCGCUGGUCGAGAAGUCUGCCGCACAGGACCCAGUGAAUGAAGCCCCAUGGAGGUGGAGACAGAGGAAAGUAAGGACUGCCUAGAACCACAAAAGGAACAGGGAGGGACAGGACUUCACCCUGAGCUGUUGAGGGCGCAUGCUCUGUGAGCGCUGCAGGUGCAGACUUCUAACCUCCAGAGCUGGGAGAAAAUAAGUGUCUGUUGCUUUAGUUAAUUAAGCCUCCAAAGUUAUAGCACUUGAUUACAAAGUCCUGGGAAAUUAGCACAUAGCCAGUUCUAGGUAACUCUCAUUAACAUUAGUAGGUUUUCUGUCCUCCCCCCUCACUAAUAGGUUUCUCUGCCAAUGCAAUAAGAUGAAUUGAAAAAGUAUAAGAGCAGCUUUAUUUGGGCAAAGCAACGCCCAGGUGGGUUCUCCAGACCCGGAGAUGGAGGCUGGAGAAGCCAUGCCCACAAAUGAAAGCAGGGAGACUUUAUAGGUUGUAGGCUAGGGGUGAUGAUGUAGCAACCUGGAUUAUGCCCACGUAUAGUCAAAAGCUGAGCGCUUUAGGGGGACACUUGGGCAGCUGGCUACCUGAGGGGAGGAAGCUAUAGUAGCCACUAAGAACUCAGAACUGGGCCUUUUGGUGCCAUAUUUUUGUUUGGAGACUGGGUUUUGGAGAGAUACACAGGAAUGGGGCUUUCUGGAUCCUGCAGGGAGCUGGAGGCUCCAUCCAGACAAACCUUGACACAAGAGUUGUCAAAGAUGCAUGCAGUCCAGUGGGCUAAACCACAAUGAAAGUGCAUGAUGAUAGAUGAAUCUAAAACCCCUAUUAACCCAUAAUCCAUUUUAAUAAUUUGUUUCCCCAUGUCUGUAUUUAAGUAUUUGUUCCCUUUAUGUGAGAGAUAUUGACAGGUAACAAGCGCUGUUGAUUUGGACUUACCGCCUACUCCUCAGCCCAUCAUGAGUAAUGAAUAAAUAUUAAAAGGCAAACAAGGAGCACAACUGGGUAGAGACAAAGGCUACUAAACAAUGGGGAUUAAUGGUAAAAAUGAAGCUUUUAAAAAUAAAAAUACUUUCAAAGCAAAGAAUUAACAGUACUUGACAUUAAGUCUAGGAAGCAGUGAUUUUUUUAAUUGAUAUUCACAUUAUAAAAUUAACCAUUUUAAAGCAAAUAAUUUUAAUGGGAUUUACGUAUAUACAUUCACAGUUCACCAUGAAUUUGAAAACCAGACAGUUUUGUGUUUGACUCUUUCACUGAAUGACUUUUACUUAACUUGUUUCUGUUUCUGGUGACCAAUUCUAAAGCCUUGUGUUUGUCAGGCAAAUGUUAUACCUCAGAGCUAUGCUUGAUGGGUUUGCUGUUUGUGGUCUUCCCCAUCCCACAUGACAGGUUUUUCAUGUAGCUUUGUAACCUCUCCUAGAACUCGCUCUAGACCAGGCUGGUC
Messenger RNA from Microtus oregoni (creeping vole), 7175 nucleotides. RefSeq names its product signal transducing adaptor molecule 2 (gene Stam2). The coding region runs from base 333 to 1907 and encodes 524 amino acids. Gene Ontology annotation, cellular component: endocytic vesicle. Lineage: Eukaryota; Metazoa; Chordata; Mammalia; Rodentia; Cricetidae. The transcript is spliced from 14 exons. Gene Ontology annotation, molecular function: phosphatidylinositol binding; ubiquitin binding. Gene Ontology annotation, biological process: signal transduction. The record is from RefSeq and is a predicted model, not a curated record.